AUGGAGUUCGUUGAAAUUUCUGAGGAUACAAAAUGGUGGAUUUUCACCGUUCCUGCCAUUCUGGAAUUUUCAAACAUGCAUGGCUCAGGUUUUGUGUUAUUCUGUAUUUUCAUUGGUUUCUUGACUUUUGGGCUAAUAGGUUGGGCUUUUUCUACUGGUGGGCCAGCUUGGAAAAAUGGACGGAACAAAUUGGGCCGAGUUUCUAUUCCUGGGCCCAGAGGGCUUCCAAUUUUUGGUAGCUUGUUCAGCUUGAGCCAUGGCUUGGCUCACCGUACUCUAGCUUGCAUGGCUUCGACUCAUGCGGCAACCCAAUUAAUGGCUUUCAGCUUGGGUUCUACCCCUGCUGUGGUGACCUCUGAACCCCACAUUGCUCGAGAAAUUUUGACCUCCCCACACUUUGGUAACCGUCCAAUCAAACAGUCGGCUAAACAGCUCAUGUUCAGCCGAGCUAUUGGGUUCGCUCCCACUGGGGCCUACUGGCGUAUGUUAAGAAGAAUUGUAUCAUCCCACCUUUUUUCGCCCAGUAAUAUAUUAGCCCAUGAGCCAUGGCGUCAGCUAGAAUGCGUAGCCAUGGUGAAUGCAAUAGCCACGGAACAAGCCAGCCAAGGUUUUGUCUUUCUCAGAAAGCACUUACAAGCUGCUUCUUUGAACAACAUAAUGGAUAUUGUCUUUGGUAAAAGGUAUGAUCUUACACGAUAUGAUAACGAGGCCAAAGAGCUGCAUGAAAUAGUGAUAGAAGGAUUUGAGCUCUUGGGAGCUUUCAAUUUGUCUGAUCAUUUGCCAUGGUUGAAGUAUUUUUUCGAUCCUUUUUGCAUUCAAGAACGUUGUGCAGCUCUUGUUCCUAGAGUAAAAAAACUCAUCAAACAAAUCAUCGAUGAACAUCAAAAUAAGAAUUCCUUUAAAGUAUCCAAUAAUUGUGGUUUCAUCCAUGUUUUACUCUCAUUGGAUGGUGAAGAGAAGCUUGAUGAGAAUGAUAUGGUGGCUGUCUUAUGGGAAAUGAUAUUUCGCGGCACUGAUACAACGGCACUGCUGACAGAAUGGGUAAUGGCGGAACUUGUCCUAAAUCCCCAAGUUCAAACAAAAAUUAUAACCGAACUUGACACUAUCAUGGGAAACAAAGGUAUCACAGAUGCUGACAUUCCUAAGUUGCCCUACCUUAACGCCGUGGUGAAAGAGACACUCCGUUUGCAUCCACCAGGACCCCUCUUGUCGUGGGCCCGUCUCUCGACCGCCGAUGUCCACCUGAGCAACGGCAUGAUAAUUCCGGCGAAUACUACUGCAAUGGUGAACAUGUCGGCCAUAACACAUGACCCUAAUGUGUGGAAUGAUCCCUUGAUUUUCAAACCAGAAAGGUACCUACCAUCUGCUGGCGGUGUAAAUGUGGAUGUGAGAGGGAAUGACUUGAGGCUUGCGCCAUUUGGGGCUGGAAUUAGGGUUUGUCCUGGAAAGAGCCUAGGGAUAGCGACAGUGAGCCUGUGGGUGGCUAAGUUGGUGCACCAUUUUGAAUGGGUUCAAAAUAUCGCUCAGCCUGUUGAUCUCAGUGAGGUCUUGAAGCUCUCUUGUGAGAUGAAGAAGCCACUCUCUGCUGUGGCCAUUCCAAGGGUUAAUGGUGCCUUGCAUGUCUAG
Messenger RNA from Olea europaea var. sylvestris, 1626 nucleotides. RefSeq names its product cytochrome P450 78A7-like. The transcript has 3 exons. The coding region runs from base 1 to 1626 and encodes 541 amino acids. Gene Ontology annotation, molecular function: oxidoreductase activity, acting on paired donors, with incorporation or reduction of molecular oxygen; iron ion binding; monooxygenase activity. NCBI's taxonomy places the organism in Eukaryota, Viridiplantae, Streptophyta, Magnoliopsida, Lamiales, Oleaceae. The record is from RefSeq and is a predicted model, not a curated record.